AUGCCUGAUCAAACCAUCAACAUGACCGACGACGCCCAAGUCUCGGCUGACCUCAACCCUUCCCACCCAGAUGCCCCGCUCGCUGGCAACAGCGAUCAGGCUGCCCACGAACAGGACGGCGGCGACAAGCACGGCGGCUACAAGGACGGCGGCGACAAGGAGGAUGUCAAGGAGACCGGCGACCCGGGCGCCAAACACACGCCGUACAACCAGCCUCGUUGGGAGCCGAAGAAGCGCUACUCACCGGAGUACAUCUCUCGCGCCGAGUGGGCCAAGAUGGACGCCGCCAAGGAGAAGGCCAAGCGCAAGUGA
This is a messenger RNA of Didymosphaeria variabile, 312 nucleotides long. RefSeq lists its product as uncharacterized. Bases 1 to 312 code for a protein of 103 amino acids. The transcript is spliced from 3 exons. The record is from RefSeq and is a predicted model, not a curated record. NCBI's taxonomy places the organism in Eukaryota, Fungi, Ascomycota, Dothideomycetes, Pleosporales, Didymosphaeriaceae.